Arabidopsis thaliana (thale cress) is the source of this 603-nucleotide messenger RNA. RefSeq names its product zinc finger, C3HC4 type (RING finger) protein. The transcript has 4 exons. NCBI's taxonomy places the organism in Eukaryota, Viridiplantae, Streptophyta, Magnoliopsida, Brassicales, Brassicaceae. Bases 63 to 431 code for a protein of 122 amino acids. The record is from RefSeq and is marked reviewed. Gene Ontology annotation, molecular function: ubiquitin-protein transferase activity; metal ion binding.
CAAUAGUCCAAAAAACAAGUUCGUGUAGAAGAAAAAUGACCUGAGAAGAGACAUCAAGAAAGAUGGAAGAUGAGAUGAGGAAGCUGUACAGUUGUGCUAUUUGCAACAAUUUGUUUGACCAUGCCACAGCCCUGAAGCGAUGCAACCACAUCUUUUGCUUUAGAUGCAUUUAUGGCAAAAUAACAGAACAUGACUGGAAAUGUUGUCCUGUAUGCUAUGUUGAAUUGGGUCCGGAUCCUCUCAAGAUACUAAGGCAUGACGACCCCCUUUUAUUGUCCAUGGAAAGUAACAACUUCAUUCGUGAACAUGACGUUGAGGACACAGGAUCAUAUCAGGAAGAGUCGGAGACGGAAUCUGAGAGUUCUGAAGAUGAGGAGACAGAAUCCGAUGAUAUGGAGACAGGUUCUGAAUGUGACGAGCCAAGGCCUUGAAUCUAUCGUUCAACAUUCUAUUUUUAUUCUAAAGUAUUCGCAAAUGUUAUGUUUUAAACAAUCUCUUUCGGACUCAAACUUGAUUUGCUUUUCAGUAUUUUCUUUCUAAACAAUCUCUUUUGGACUCAAACUUAAUUUGAUUAUAUGCACUUUAUUAUUGAUUUGGAGAGGA